Messenger RNA from Theobroma umbraticum, 2212 nucleotides. Its product is annotated as protein DETOXIFICATION 46, chloroplastic-like. The record is from RefSeq and is a predicted model, not a curated record. NCBI's taxonomy places the organism in Eukaryota, Viridiplantae, Streptophyta, Magnoliopsida, Malvales, Malvaceae. Gene Ontology annotation, molecular function: antiporter activity; xenobiotic transmembrane transporter activity. Gene Ontology annotation, biological process: transmembrane transport. Gene Ontology annotation, cellular component: membrane.
CUGAACGCCUCUUUUUUCUCCGUUACUUUUUGGUUUCUCUGCUCCAAAUCUUUUAGCUCAGGAGAUGCAAGCCGGUACCCUCUUUUACCCUCCUCUACAUAACCCAAAUCCUAAACCCUGCUCUUGCUACUUUUCAACAUUCUUCAACAAACCACCACCACUGUCUUCAACUCGCUUUCACAUUUCUCAUUUCCCUCCUAAAAUGCAAGCCAGAACCCACUUUUAUCCUCCUCUACAUAAACCAAAUCUUAAACCCUGCUCUUGCUACUUUUCAACGUUCUUCAACAAACCACCACCACCACCACUGUCUUCACCUCGCUUUCACAUUUCUCAUUUCUCUCCUAAAAACCAUCUGAACUGUUUCGUUACAAACUGCAUUGCUCCUAACCAAGAACUAUCCCAUUUCAAGGCUGAAAUCACUGAACAAAAUGAUGAUUUUGAAAAUAUUAUCUCUACGAAUUCAACGCCCGACCAAGGAGAUGAAAAAGAAGAAGAGGAAAGCUUGGAAAAUCAGAGUUUAUGGAACCAAAUGAAGGAAAUAGUUAUGUUCACGGGACCCGCAACUGGGCUUUGGAUUUGUGGGCCAUUGAUGAGUCUCAUUGAUACUGCCGUCAUUGGUCAGGGAAGCUCAAUUGAGCUUGCUGCUUUAGGCCCUGGAACGGUUCUUUGUGAUUAUAUGAGUUAUGUAUUUAUGUUCCUUUCUGUUGCGACAUCAAAUAUGGUUGCCACUUCCCUUGCCAGAGAGGAUAAAAAUGAAGUGCAGCAUCAAAUAUCUGUCUUGCUUUUUCUUGGUUUGACUGGUGGCUUGUUCAUGCUGUUCUUUACAAAAUUCUUUGGUUCAUGGGCACUAACUGCUUUUACAGGGCUGAAUAAUGCACAUAUUGUACCAGCAGCAAAUACAUAUGUUCAGAUUCGUGGCUUGGCAUGGCCUGCAGUUCUUGUUGGAUGGGUUGCUCAAAGUGCAAGUCUUGGCAUGAAAGAUUCCUGGGGACCUUUGAAGGCCUUGGCAGUUGCCAGCGCUAUAAAUGGAAUUGGAGAUAUAGUUUUGUGCAGCUUAUUAGGCUAUGGCAUAGCUGGUGCUGCUUGGGCAACGAUGGUGUCACAAGUUGUUGCUGCUUACAUGAUGAUCAAUUCUCUAAACAAGAAAGGAUAUAAUGCAUUUGCCAUCUCCACUCCAUCUCCCAAUGACCUUCUAACAAUUUUUGGGCUUGCUGCCCCAGUGUUUGUGAUGAUGAUGGCAAAGGUAGCUUUCUAUGCUCUCCUUAUCUAUUUUGCGACAAAUAUGGGCACACACACUGUGGCUGCUCAUCAGGUCAUGAUUCAAACCUACUGCAUGUGCACUGUGUGGGGUGAGCCUCUCUCCCAAACUGCACAGUCAUUUAUGCCAGAAUUGCUAUAUGGAAUUAACAAAAGUUUACCAAAGGCUCGAAUGCUGCUAAAGUCCCUUGUUAUCAUUGGAGCUAGCCUAGGACUUCUAUUGGGUAUAGUUGGAACAUCAGUUCCUUGGCUGUUUCCCAAUAUCUUCACAUCUGACCAGAAGGUCGUACAAGAGAUGCACAAAGUGCUGGCACCUUACUUUAUUGCACUAGCAGUGACACCAGCCACUCACAGCCUUGAGGGGACAUUGUUGGCAAGGCGAGAUCUUAAAUUUGUUAGCUUAUCAAUGAGUGGAUGCUUUUCUUUGGGUGCUGUCGUACUACUGCUGGUAAGCAGCGGAGGGUAUGGCUUGCGAGGUUGCUGGUAUACCCUCUUAGGAUUUCAAUGGGGUCGAUUUUUCCUCUCUCUCCAACGCCUUCUUUCACCUCAUGGCAUACUUUUCUCUGAAGAUUUGAACAAGUAUAGGCAGGAGAAGCUAAAAGCUGCCUAGUUUAUCAUUGUUAUGAGAUGCAUCAGAGGUACAAUCAGCUGCCCUUUGCUGGAGAAUCAAAUUCCUCAGUUCUCACCUCUUAACUUGGAUUGAGUUACUGCAGAAUCAGCCUGUUCAUUUUAUCGUUGGCCACUGAGGAUUAGGUCCUCAUGAUUCUUUUAUGCCUCCGAUGAGGCUUUGAGGUUCCUUUCUCUUUUAUUUCAACAGCAAAUUGUAAUUGCGAAAUCUUAAUUCUCAUUACUGCAUGGUAUCAACCCACACGGAAUUCCAAACCCACUUGUUAAGUGCAGCUGAUUUUGAUGCCUGCUACAUUUUCAAUGGAGUUAUCAACGGUUACCAGGUAAA